Molecule: messenger RNA, 4017 nt
Organism: Parasteatoda tepidariorum (common house spider)
Lineage: Eukaryota; Metazoa; Arthropoda; Arachnida; Araneae; Theridiidae
Gene: Su(var)3-3
Product: lysine-specific histone demethylase Su(var)3-3
Biological process (GO): chromatin remodeling; regulation of DNA-templated transcription
Cellular component (GO): nucleus
Molecular function (GO): transcription factor binding; oxidoreductase activity; flavin adenine dinucleotide binding
Source: RefSeq, a predicted model, not a curated record
UUAUCGCCGCGGCUUCCGUAGUUUUUUUCAGAGUUUUGAAAUAAACAAAGCUCUCUUAAAACUAAAUUAUUUUGUUUAAAAUGAAAAAUAAAGUCAUUUGAAAUUUUAAAGCAGAGUUCAAACUCUAUCAAUAAGUUUUCAUAGAAGGAGCGCUUCUUUUCUUUUCUAUUUAUAAAUUAUUGACUCUGUAAUAGAUGUAAAGACUUCACAGCAAAUUUUGUCAGAUUGUUGGUCUCCAUAAUGUCAUCCACCCCUACUAUGGAAGAUCGUCGUCAUUGCAGCCCUAUGGAUGGGGAAGCCAGCAUGAAUGGUAGCUAUGAUCCCGAGAAGCAAGGCAACAUUAGUGGAGGGAGUGAUGAUCAAGGUAGGAGAACUACUCGCAGGAAGCGUGCAAAGUUAGAACAUCGGGAUGGAGAUACUAAAUCUUUUACAGUUUCCGAAGAAGAAAAUGCUUCUGAUAUUGAUGAUAAAAGCAAAGUGGAAAAACCUAUUUUACCUCCUAAUUCUAAUGAAGACAUUGAAGAAAUGGAUAGUGAACAUGAUGAUCCAACUGGUCUCGAAGGGGCUGCAUUUCAAAGCCGACUACCUUUUGAUAAAAUGACUGCCCAGGAGGCUAUGUGUUUCCCUGAUAUUGCACAAGGUCAACCAGCAAGUAGCAAAGUAUUUUUAUAUAUAAGAAAUCGUAUACUACAGCUUUGGCUUGAAAACCCUAAGCAACAACUUCUUCUGGAGAAUAUUAUGGCACAAAUUGAACCUCCUUAUAACAGUGAUACUUCUUUAGUUAUGCGGGUUCAUGCCUUUUUGGAUCGCCAUGGCUUUAUUAAUUUUGGGGUAUUUAAAAGAUUAAAAAUGCUACCAAUCAAAAAAGUUGGUAAAGUUAUUAUUAUAGGGGCUGGCAUCUCUGGACUAGCUGCUGCUCAGCAGUUACAGCAAUUUGGAAUGGAUGUUGUCCUUUUAGAAGCUAGAGACCGUGUUGGUGGACGAGUUGCUACUUUUCGAAAAGGCAAUUUUAUAGCUGAUUUGGGAGCUAUGGUAGUUACAGGUUUAGGAGGUAAUCCUAUAACUGUAUUAAGCAAACAAAUUCAUAUGGAGUUGUUAAAAAUACGCCAAAAAUGUCCUUUGUAUGAAUCUAAUGGAAAUACUGUUCCUAAAGAUAAAGAUGAGAUGGUUGAGAGAGAGUUCAACAGGCUUUUGGAAGCUACUUCAUAUUUGUCUCAUCAAUUAGAUUUUAAUUAUGUUCAAAGCAAACCAGUUUCUUUGGGGCAGGCUCUUGAAUGGGUAAUAAAACUUCAAGAGAAACAUGUGAAAGAAAAACAGAUACAACAUUGGAAAGCUAUUUUAGAACUACAAGAAAAAUUGAAAACCAAUUUAAAUAAAAUGCUUCAUAUAAAAGAACAAAUAGAAGAAAUGCGCAAACAUCACCAGGAACUUUCUGAAUCGAAACAGCAAAAAGAUGUUACCUUAGAGUUUGUGUUGCGUAGUAAAAUGAGGGAUAUAGGUGCAGCUUGCAAAGAAUGGGAUCAAUAUUUAGAGCAACAGAAGGAGAUUGAAGAAAAGUUACAAGAAUUAGAAGCCUCUCCACCAAGCGAUGUAUAUUUAUCAUCAAGAGAUCGACAAGUUCUCGACUGGCAUUUUGCUAAUUUAGAAUUUGCCAAUGCUACUCCACUUAACAAUUUGUCUUUAAGACAUUGGGAUCAAGAUGAUGAUUUUGAAUUUACUGGAAGUCACAUGACUGUCCGUAACGGCUAUUCUUGUGUACCAGUAGCUUUAGCUGAUGGAUUAGACAUAAAACUCAAUACCGCCGUAAAAAGUAUUCGAUACAAUGCGCACGGAGUUGAAGUUUUAGCUGUAAAUACCAGAGCUAAUUCAGGUAUGGUUAGUUACAAAGGAGAUGCUGUAUUAUGUACAUUACCAUUGGGUGUUUUAAAACAUUCAAUUCAAUCUAAUGGUCAGUCUGGUAAUGCAGUUCAGUUUGUACCUCCAAUUCCAGAUUGGAAAGCUUCUGCAAUUCAAAGGCUUGGUUUUGGUAACCUAAACAAAGUUGUUUUAUGUUUUGAUAGAGUAUUUUGGGACAUUAAUGCAAAUCUUUUCGGUCAUGUUGGGAGUACUACUUCUAGUCGAGGUGAAUUAUUCUUAUUUUGGAAUUUGUAUAAGGCGCCAGUUUUGCUAGCCUUAGUUGCUGGAGAAGCAGCUGCUGUUAUGGAAAAUGUUACAGAUGAUGUAGUUGUUGGUCGUUGUAUUGCCGUUCUGAAGGGAAUCUUUGGAAAUUGUACCGUUCCUCAACCUAAGGAAACAGUUGUAACUCGAUGGCGAGCAGAUCCAUGGUCCAGAGGAUCUUAUUCUUAUGUUGCUACUGGAUCAACUGGGAAUGAUUAUGACAUCCUUGCAACUCCUGUAUCCGGUCCAGCUGGAAUGCAACCUGGUCAGCCAGCAGGAAUUCCAAGAUUGUUCUUUGCUGGUGAACAUACUAUUCGUAACUACCCGGCCACUGUUCAUGGAGCUAUGUUAAGUGGAUUAAGAGAAGCUGGUCGCAUUGCUGAUCAAUUUCUUGGUUGUCCAUAUGCUGCACCACGUCAGCCACCUAUGCAACCUCAACCCAUAUAAAAAUUUAGAAAAAAAAAAGUUCAUUUUUUGAAGUUCUGUCUUCCAUGCUAACUUUAAUUUAAAAAAAUAUACAUAUUGCAUCUGUUUAUAUUUUUUGUCUUCUAUUGUUUUAAGGAUUACUGUUUUUCUUUUAUUUAGAUUUAGCACACGUUUAGAUGUUAUCUAUUAUUCUCUUAUAAUUAAUAUAUGUUUUUUUUUCUUCUUCGUGCUAUUGAUUUAAAAUUCCUUAUAUAUUUUAUUCAUAUGUACAUACUACAUUUUAUGCUUAUCUAUAAAAUAAAAUGAAAUUUUAUAAAAGAUAUUUAUUUAUUUUUGUGACCUACGUAUAACAGAAAUUUUUUUUCUUUAUUAUCUUAAAAUUUCAGGAUCAACAAAAUUGUUUAUUGAAGUUUGGACUAUCUAUUAAUUCAAAUAUAAUAUUUGACACUUUUUAAUUCUCAUUCAAACAGUCUUUUGGAAGGAUGUUUUAUUGAAAUAUAGCAGAUUCCUAGACAGCGUAAAUCUAUUUAACCAACAAUAUCCUACUUCCCUGCAAAAAAAAAGAAAAAAGAAUUCUACUUUUAAGUAAAAUUAUAUCAGGGCCGUGUGCAAUCACCAGUUUUAAACCUAGUCUCAUGGUACAGGGGCCAUACAGGCACCAUUUCUCGCUUGCAAGUGGUCACUUGAGGUGUCUCUCGUAUGUUCAGGGGCAAAAGACUUUUGGACUUUGCACUAAAUGUAGGACUGCUCCGGCUUCGCCCGAGCAUAUUCUAAACUGUAUCGAUUUUAAUAUCGACGAGGUUUUUUCAAAACCUCAUCUGUUUUUAGACUUUCUGGACAUUUUUGGACUUAUGGAAUUGGUCUAAUUGGAAUAGACCUCUUGGGGAUUAGAAAAAAAAAGAGCUUAAUCUGCCACUUUAAUAAAAUUUUAUUUCUUCGUUUGUACUUUAAAAAAUUUUGUUUAUUCCAAAACGAAUUUUCAAGAACAUUGUUCUUUUAUGAGAAAUUUAAUGUUAAGAAAGUACUUUUCAAAUUAUUCCUUGCUAAAAUUGAAAAUAAAGAGUUUUGUUAUAAAUUUAAAAUCUAAUUUUAUACUUAAAUGGUAACAAUAUUUAAAAGGUCUUAGUGAGAAAAAAGGGCAUGGUAAAAAUUCUCAAAAUUUGGGGAUUAAAAUCACCAUUUGGUGGCCAAUAUAUGUUUGGUGCUUUAGAUGUUUGUUAGUGACAGCCAGUAUUACUCUAGUUUUUAUCAGUUACUUAGUUUUUUUUCCUUCUAGAUUAUUGCUUAAUCACAAUAUUGCCUAUUGAUGGCUUCCAGUAAAAUGUUUAAAUAAAAAUUAGUCUGUUAUAUAGAUAGUGAUGAAGUUAUGUAGCACAUCUGAGUUGGACAGUCAAAAAUUUUGUGUGUGAUAGAUAAAUAAAGGUUGGGCACCUC